Messenger RNA from Solanum stenotomum, 390 nucleotides. RefSeq lists its product as uncharacterized. Lineage: Eukaryota; Viridiplantae; Streptophyta; Magnoliopsida; Solanales; Solanaceae. The transcript has 3 exons. Bases 1 to 390 code for a protein of 129 amino acids. The record is from RefSeq and is a predicted model, not a curated record.
AUGUCAUUUGGCCUGCCUCUUAUGAUGAUGCAGAAACAGAUCAGGAUGACUAUGCUUGUUGCUGGGUUGUCUCGUUUGUCAUGUAAGAAGGGCAAGGCAGUGAUGCUUAUAGGGGACACGGACAUAGCGAGACUUAUGGUUUAUGUGCACCAGGGUAGUGUGGCACAAGGAGGUAAUUGGGCUCCUACAUAUGCUAUGUGUUGUAGGAACCACCCAGGCGAGUGUUGUGAUGGCACUACUGGUUGUUUCAAGUGUGGUCAAGAUGGUAACUUCAUGAAAGAUAGAACCCAAUCUUCUUCAGUUGCUCCACCAAACAGGGCUGCACCUAGAAGAGCUACUUCAGGGACUGGCAGAAGAGUGAACUGCCUAUAUGCUAUCACUAGUCGUUAA